AUGGGGCUGAGCACACAGGGGCGCUGCCCUCCGGGCCUGCCUGCACUGCCCACGCUCCUCUGCCCGCAGAUCUGUGCCCUGCUCUUCGCCAGCCUCUACAUCCUCUGCCACUUCAUCAUAACCCACUUCAAGAAGCACACGGACUUCACAGCAGUGCACGAUGACGAGGAUGCUGCUGUCAACAGGAUUGCGCUGGGGCUCUGCACCUUCACCCUGGCCGUGGCACUGGGCGCCGUCCUCCUCCUGCCCUUCUCCAUCAUCAGCAACGAGGUGCUGCUCUCCUUCCCCCACAACUACUACAUCCAGUGGCUCAGCGGGUCCCUUGUCCACGACCUCUGGGAAUAUUACCUGCCCUACCUCUACUCCUGCAUCUCCCUCUUUGGUGUGCUGCUUCUGCUGUUGUGCACCCCCUUCGGCCUCUCCACCAUGUUCACCGUCACGGGGAAGCUGCUGGUGAAACCCCGGCUCCUGGAAGACCUGGACGAGCAGUUGAGCUGCACGAGGUUUGAGGAAGCUGCUGUAUCCCGCAGGAUCCGCUCUGGCAAAGCUUCCUGCUGGCUGAACCUGGACAUGGAGCUGCUGCAGGAGCAGUUCUUUGCCAUCCGGAGCAAGAGGAGGAAAUUGGAGCUGCGGCACCGAGCGUCGCCCUGGCAGAGGAACCUGGGCUACCCCCUGGCCAUGCUGGGCCUCCUGGCGCUGACGGGCAUUUCUGUGCUCAUCGUCUGCUUCCACGUCCUGGAGCUGCUGCUGGACGAUGCCGCGAUGCCACGGGGCAUCCAGGACGCGUCCCUGGGCCAGGUCUCCUUCUCCAUCUUUGGUUCCUUCGGAGCUGCCCUGCAGGUCGUCCUCAUCUUCCCAGACUUCGGGGUUCGCCACUAA
Manacus vitellinus (golden-collared manakin) is the source of this 879-nucleotide messenger RNA. RefSeq names its product protein LMBR1L-like. Lineage: Eukaryota; Metazoa; Chordata; Aves; Passeriformes; Pipridae. The record is from RefSeq and is a predicted model, not a curated record. The transcript has 12 exons. The coding region runs from base 1 to 879 and encodes 292 amino acids. Gene Ontology annotation, molecular function: transmembrane signaling receptor activity. Gene Ontology annotation, biological process: receptor-mediated endocytosis; signal transduction.